AUGAGCCUCUACACGCCGACUCGCCUCGUCAGCAGCUGCACCCGCGCCGCCGCUCGCCCACGAGCGCUCGCUCUGCCCCCACACGCCGCCGCGCGGGUUGCCGUCGCUCGCGCCUACUCCGGCUACGCCGCACACCUGACGGGCCUGACAGAGGACCAGCUCGAGCUCCGCGAGUCGGUCGCCUCGUUCGCCCAGAAGGAGAUCGCGCCCAUCGCCGCCCAGACCGACAAGGACAACGCGUUCCCGCUCGACCUGUGGAAGAAGCUCGGCGACAUGGGCCUGCUCGGCAUCACGGUCGCCGAGGAGGACGGCGGACUCGGCAAAGGGUACCUCGACCACCUCGUCGUCAUGGAGGAGCUGUCGCGCGCAUCUGGGUCGAUCGCGCUCUCGUAUGGAGCCCACUCGAACCUCUGCGUCAACCAGCUGAACCGCCACGGCACCGACGAGCAGAAGAAGAAGUACCUGCCCGGCCUCCUGAGCGGUGACGCCGUCGGCUCGCUCGCCAUGAGCGAGACUGGGUCCGGCAGCGACGUCGUGUCGAUGCGGCUGCGGGCCGAGAAGACGUCGCGCGACGGCGAGGAGGGCUACAUCCUCAACGGCCAGAAGAUGUGGAUCACGAACGGGCCCGACGCCGACGUGCUGCUCGUCUACGCUAAGACGGGCGAGGGCUCGAAGGGCAUCACGACGUUCAUUGUCGAGAAGGGCUUUGAGGGCUUCUCGACGGCUCAAAAGCUCGACAAGCUCGGCAUGCGCGGCAGCAACACGUGCGAGCUCGUCUUCGAGGACUGCUUCAUCCCGUCGAGCCAGGUCCUCGGCAAGCUCAACCGCGGCGCCGCCGUCCUCAUGUCGGGCCUCGACCUCGAGCGCAUCGUCCUCAGCGGCGGCCCGCUCGGCCUGAUGCAGGCAGCCUUUGACUACGCCAUGCCGUACGUGCACGACCGCAAGCAGUUCGGCGAGCCCGUCGCGCACUUCCAGCUCAUGCAGGGCAAGAUCGCCGACAUGUUCACCAAGGUCUCGGCGUCGAGGGCGUACCUCUACAGCGUUGCCCGAGCUUGCGACGCAGGUCACGUCUCGAGGCGGGACUGCGCCGGCGCCAUCCUUUACUCGUCCGACCGCGCGACCGAGGUCUGCCUCGAGGCUCUCCAGAUGCUCGGCGGCAACGGCUACACGCAUGACUACGAGGUCAACCGGUUCCUGCGCGACGCGCUCUUGUACAAGGUCGGCGCAGGGACGCAGGAGAUCCGCAGGAUGCUCAUUGGGAGGGAGUUCAACAACGACUUUGCGUCGGCGUGAGGAGGGGAGAACGAGGCGGGCGUCGAGGAGGAGGAGAAGCUGGUGCACGACCUGUCGACUGUACGACUUUCGCGGCGCAAUAGCAAGCAGUGUCCACCUGUGCACGCGUU
Messenger RNA from Rhodotorula graminis WP1, 1403 nucleotides. RefSeq lists its product as uncharacterized. Lineage: Eukaryota; Fungi; Basidiomycota; Microbotryomycetes; Sporidiobolales; Sporidiobolaceae. The record is from RefSeq and is a predicted model, not a curated record. Gene Ontology annotation, molecular function: 3-methylbutanoyl-CoA dehydrogenase activity; flavin adenine dinucleotide binding. Gene Ontology annotation, biological process: L-leucine catabolic process. Bases 1 to 1293 code for a protein of 430 amino acids. The transcript has 11 exons.